Messenger RNA from Lemur catta (Ring-tailed lemur), 14903 nucleotides. RefSeq names its product dynein heavy chain domain 1 (gene DNHD1). The record is from RefSeq and is a predicted model, not a curated record. NCBI's taxonomy places the organism in Eukaryota, Metazoa, Chordata, Mammalia, Primates, Lemuridae. The transcript has 43 exons. Gene Ontology annotation, cellular component: dynein complex. Gene Ontology annotation, molecular function: ATP binding; dynein intermediate chain binding; minus-end-directed microtubule motor activity. Gene Ontology annotation, biological process: microtubule-based movement. Bases 450 to 14864 code for a protein of 4804 amino acids.
CCCUCUGGCCCGCAGGGACGCUACCGGCCAGGCUCGGGCCUCCGGAGGUCUCGUAACGGUCCUAACAGCUCGGGGCGGAUCCGCCUGACUUCGUCUUCCCGGACCUGCUGUCGCUCCCGCCUCCAAGGCUGCCCCUCCCCCGGAGUCCGCCUCCUCUUCCCCCUCUCCCGGCCCACCCCUUUGCCCCUUCUUCCUCUCGGGUCCCCACGCGCAUCCUGGCCGAGGAGUUCGUCGUGCCAGCCCCUUGGCUUUCUGUCCUCACGACCUCCUCAGCCUCUGGCCGAAGGCGCCGUGGGACUGCGGCUCUGCUGCCUGAGUGACGACCUGUCCUCCCCUCCGGGCGAUCGCCAGUCCGAGUGAAGGGUCGUUGCUCUGACCGAGGCUCUCCGAGGUGCCCUGUCGGUGUGUCCGUUUGCCUCUUCAGGAGAUGACACGUCAGGCUCUCCCCAAUGAAACCGCAUCAGCAGAUCGGGCUGUCUUCCCUUCCCUCGCCUCCUAUACCCCUUAGGCCAGCCCACGCAGGUGAGGCCCGGCAGCCAGGAACCUGGAACUGGCAGUUGGAGCCUGAGCUGUGGGCAAGGUCACUUCGACGGCAGUUGAAUGCCCAGCUCCUCCUGGUCUCGGAGGAGAGGAGGGUAGGUUUGUCUCCUGAUGAGGCAUCAUCUGAUGCCCUCGAGUCUCGGCACUCUGUACGUGUCCUGAACAGCAAAGAACAGCCUGGGGCCUGUCAGAGGAAACAGAGGCAGCUGCUGAAGCCAGUGACUGAGUCAGAGCAUCCCACAGUGCUGGAGCUCCUGAUAGCUGAGCUCCGAACUCUAUUCUCAGCUGUGCUACAGGAUGGUAGCCCUGCAGCUUGGCGCUACCUGCAUGCAGUAUUGGGUCUGCUGCCUCCGUAUCGUGAGUUGCUAGUUGGUCACCUUGAUUUACUGCCCUUCCUGGAGCAGCUGUACUGCUGGGCGCCCCGGGUCCAAUCCCAGCUCCAGCUGGACCUGCUAGAGGCCAUGGACCAGGCCUUUCCUCCAGACAACUCUUUGUUAGACAGUGCCUCCCACACUGACUGCCAUCCUCAGAAGCAGAGGUUCCAUCAUGGGCCCCCAUGCCCAGCCUGCCCUUUUGUGCAGGCCCGGUGGGGUGCACAGCAAGUGAAGGAGGAGUUGGUCACAUGGUUGCGACCAUUGACACUGCCCGAGCUACAGCGCUGCCUGGGCAUUGUUGGUGCUGAGAUGGCCCUAGAAGAGGCCUGGUGGUUGGAUGGCCUUAGUCUCCUUCCCUUGGCACUGGCGACAGACAUCCCUGUACAGUAUGAAAGCAGUGACACUGACAACAUUGAGAAGGAGCCUGGUGGAAGAAGAGACACUAGGUCUCAGUUUGACUCUGAAGUUCCUGGGGAGAAGGCCUUCCAAAGGAGAAGCACUGGCUUCUUACCUGAUAUUUCUUCCCUGGAUAGCCAGAUGGUGACCAUUCUGAAGACUGAGGGAUACCUGAAGAAGAUCCAUUUCCUCUAUCUCAACGUGGCUCCCAACCGGUACUUUAGGCCCUACGACCUGAUGGUGGUGCCGCCCAGCAAGGUGAAUCCCGAGCACUAUAUCUUCUCUCCCUUUGGAAUCCUGCAUGUACAUCCUGUGGAAGGUAGUGACACGAUGACACUGGGUACCUGGCACCGCCACUCUGUUCUCUGGCAGCAGCUCCAGUGCAUUCCAUUCUUUAAGUAUUGCCUCUUACGCAAGUCCUUGACCUGUUGGAAGAAGAAUGUGAGAUUGCAAAGGUUGCAUCGGCUCCAGACUUUCCUAGGAAAUCAUCUGCUCUUUGUUGCACCUCACUUUGGAGCUGGGCUACUCCAGAUUAGCAGGAUUCUGCAGGAGCUACGCUCUGUGUCCUGGCUACCCCAGGAACUGGAUCAGUGCUAUGAGCUGUUGGACCUGAAGAAGACUCUAGCCAAGGAGAAGCACAAGGCUGCGCGGCUGCUCCAUCGUUGCCUGAACCUCUGCACAUCCAUUCUUCAACUGAUUCACAAGGACACGUACCACAUGCAACAGGGCCUGCAGGAGCGAGUGCAAAACAGCAACAGGAUCAGGACAUGCCAAAGCUCCAUAUACCUUCAGAGGGUACAGCGCCAGCAGCUAGAGCAGAAGCUGAAGCAAGCAGAGGCCUGGUUGCUGCAGCUGGGAAAGCUUGCCCGCCUAGUUGACUACAUGAUUUGUCAGAGCCUUGUUUCUAUCUUGGAAGAGGAUAUAACCUCUUUUGUGGCCAACAUCUUACAAGCCCCAAGGCAGAAACCCUUCCUCUUAUCACAGCUGACCUUCGAUGAUUAUGGCCAGCUGUCUCAUGUGCCCUGUGUUGAAAAUAUGAUCCAGAUUCUAACAAGAGGCCUACAGUCUGUAAAGGCCUCUGCCCUGCAGGUAAUACAGUCUGCAGAUCUGAAGACCUCCUGGGAUUCCCUGUAUUCUGAAGAAGAUGAAGAAGAGGACUUGAACACAGAGUUCCCGAUGCCCAAGUUCCAGGGUCAGCCCAGCGACGCUGUGCGUAUCUUCUGCGGCCCAAAUGUAGGAUUGGUGUGGCCCUGGAAGUCUCACCCAAUUGCUGGUCUCCUGGAGGUCCGUGGGUACCGGCUGCGGGGUCAGUACUUGCCCCGCAAUUCUGAGCAGCUGCAGGAAGACCUGGACAACAGCUCUCAAAUCCGGCAGGCACUGACUAUACAGCAGGUGCUGAUGGAGGGCAUGCUGCGGGAAGUGCAGGAAUUCUGCAGGGAACAUCACUGGCUAACGACCAUUUAUGAAUUCCUGCAAUCCUGGGGGCCUCAGAAGUUGGAGGACAUGAGAGGCUGUCCCGUCAGGAACUAUGAGAGGCUGGUGAGCCUCCUGAAUGAUUGGCAGGCCCGUGUCUCCCAUAUGCCUAUCAAGUUGCUCACAAAAGGCAAGUUGCUGCUGCUGAGCUGCCACAAUGUACAGGUAGAGUUGGAAUCCAAGCUGGACAACAUGAAGAAGGACAUCCUUGCACAGGUGCAGAACGAGUGCAGGAUCCGCAGUCAGCAGCUCAUGACAGAGCUCACAGAUUUCACGCGGGUCUUCCAAACCAUCAACUCGGACAUUCAUGCCAUUGGGAAGUGCUCCCGGAAGUUGGAUGAGGCCAAUGAACAGUACGUGGAGCUGGAGAAGCGAAUGGAAUACAUACGGGCACUCCAUGAACUCAUCCGCAACCGCUUUAACCUCUUUAGUGCUGAGAAUGAGGCACUGGACAUCUCGGUGAGGGGGCAAUUCAGGGAGUCACUCAUCCCUCCCAGUCCCCCUCCCCCACAACCACAUCGACUGCAUUACCCUCUGCUUGCCCCACAGCUUCGGGAUGUAUGGGAGGCAUUUCAGUUUGAGAAGAGCCAGGCCUCAGAGUUAUUGCUCAGCAAGCAACACGCCAUCGUGCCUAAGCUGCGGCAGAUGAUAGCAGCAGCACUGGCAGAGCUGGAAGGCCUGCUUGAGAAAGCCCUGUCCGGUCCCUUCAUGGACCCCACGCAAGAGCAGAGAAGCACUGAGAGCCAGCUCAUCUCCAUGGAGCGUCAGUUCCAGAACACAGUCAGCCACCUCAGUGAACUGCAGCAUGCCUAUGCCACCUUCACGGGGGAUGAGAGUCCUGUGCCUUUGCCUAUUUGUGGGACCCGUCCUAUUGUGCAGCAGCAACGCAUCUGGCACCUGUACCGAGUCAUCUCUGAAAACAUCAGCGAGUGGAAGUGCAUGGCUUUUGCCAAGUUUAGUCUGGCUAUGGCCCAGGAGAAGACGGACGGCUGGCUGACAGAGGCAGCACGGAUGUGCAGGACCCUGGGGCUGCACAGCCCAGUGCUGCAACGCUGCAUGCGUAUGCUGGAGGAGUUUCGCAGCUACCUGCCCUUGCUCACCAAGCUGAGCAGCCUUCAGCUGCAUAACCUCAACUGCCAAUCCCUUCUGCGAGCCUUAGGGCUGAGCAGUCUCCACAACAUAGAACUCCUAACACUGGGCCAACUGCUCACUUGUCCGCUGCUGGAGUUUGCAGAUCGAAUCAACCAGGUCUGGCAGUACGAAAAUGACCGAAUUCACGCCCAAGAGACCCUACGGAAGCUACAGCAGUAUUGGGAAGUUCGCCAGCUGCGCCUGGUCAACUUCAUCCUGCAUGUCCCCUACGAGCCACCAAUCUCAGAGUGUUUCAAGAGGCAGAUGCUCCGCAGCCCCCAGUGGGAGGUAGUGGGCAAGGAUAGUGGCACCUUCAUCCUCUCAGACUACAGCAGCCUUCAGGAUUCCACCCAGGAAAGUCUUCAGGUGUUGUUCAAGAUCCUGGCCAUCCAAAAGUCAGGAGACUUAUACAAAACAUCUCUGGAGUGGGUGACCAUCAUGCAUGGCCUGAGUGCCCUGCUGGAGGUAUGGGUAACUUUCCAGCAGAAGUGGAUUUUUCUGAAUAAAGUUCUGCAUGAGAUGAAGAUCCAGUUUCCUAGUGCUGACCUGAACUCUCGUUUCAAGGCCAUAGAUGAUCAGUAUCGAACCCUGAUGCGCAUCUCUAUAGCUGACCCCAUGGUUCUGUCACUUAUAGUGCCCAGUGCCGAAAGGAGCCCUUACUUCCAAGGCCAGAAGCUGCAAGAACUGCUGCAAGCAGGAUCAGUGGAGCUGGAGGGUAUCAUCAUGGCUUUGGAGAAUGUGCUUUAUGGGGUGUGUGCUUACUUCCCCCGCCUCUUCUUCCUCAGUGACAGUGAGCUGGUAGCCCUGCUGGCUGCCCCGCUGGAGUCACGUGAGGUCCAGCUAUGGGUACAACGCUGCUUUCCUCACGUGCAUGCUGUGAGUUUCAAAUCCUGCUCAACUGAUGAGAAAAACAGGGAUGAUCAGGCAUCAAGCCCAAGCACACAGACUCAGGUGGAGGCACUUGCAGUGCUAGGGGUGGCUGGGGAGGUGGUGAAGCUGCAGGAGCCCCUUCCUCUGCAUCCAGAGCUCCCUAAGUGGCUGGCCUCUCUGGAGAAGUGUCUGCGCUUAGCAUUGGUGCACAUGCUGCAGAACUGUGUGGCUGCCUGCCUUGCCCAGGGGCCAUCCCUAGGUGAAGCCUUCAAGCAAAGCCAGUUGCCCCCACAACUAUAUGUCUACCACUGGCUGGAUUUAGUUGAGCUCUUCCCGUGGCAGUGUGUGCUGGUGGCAGAGGAGGUGGUGUGGCGGGCUGAGAUGGAGGAGACUCUGCUUAAGGGGGGAACCCCAGCCAUGGUCCCCAUGCAUACAGGCAAGCUUGAGGUACUGAUAUAUUUUGUACGGGCCCAGAGGGGCUCCCAGGGUGGGCAGCCCCUUCCUUCUGUUCGCCAGGCCAGCCUGGUCAGUGCCCUGCUGGUCAUGGCAAUGACUCACCGGGAUAUAGCACAGUUGCUGGAGCAGCACCAGGUCAGUGAUCUGACAGAUUUCCACUGGGUUCGCCAACUCAAGUAUCACCUGGGUUCACCUCACAUGAUCCCCCAAAGCCCCCUGCAGAGUCUCAAGGCUAUUGCAUCUACUGAGCCUUCUCUGUCACCAGCUGCAUGCUGGGUAGAUGUGCUGGGCCGGUCCUUCCUGUACAAUUAUGAGUACCUUGGUCCCAGACUGGGGCCUCUACCCAGCCUGCUGCCAGAGCAAACAGCCCUGGUGCUGCUAUUGGCCCUGGAGGAAGUGGCCUGUGGGACCCUCCUGGGCCCUGAUGGUGUGGGCAAGGUUGCUACAGUGGAGAACCUGGCACGGGCCCUGGGCCGCCAGCUGGUGGUGAUGCCCUGCUCACCUCAGAUAGAGGCCCAGUGCCUGAGCAACUACCUGAAUGGUGCCCUGCAGGGUGGUGCCUGGCUGCUGCUGGAUGCAGCUCAGCACCUGCCCUCUGGCUUGCUCUCUGCCUUGGGCCAGCGCCUGGCUGAAGUGCACCAUCUCUAUGCCCCACUGUAUCAGGAGGCUUCCCAGACCACCAGCACCAUAGACCCCACCCAGCCCCAGCUCCUUGGCAGUGGCUUCUUUGAGAAACAUCAAGUGUCUAUGCGCCUUGGCUAUGGCUGUCUCCUGACACUGCAUGCCCUGAGUCCUGCUGUGCCCGCCAACCUGCACUUGCUACUGCGGCCUGUGGCAUUGGCACUGCCUGAUCUCCAGCAAGUGGCAGAGCUGACCCUGCUAGGUGCAGGGAUGCGGGAUGCCUCCCGCAUGGCUACCCGCCUAUCCAAAUUCUUCUUCCUAGAGCGUGAGCUGGUGUCUGGGCCCCUGCCCUGCCGCUUGCCACUGCUCAAGCGGAUACUAGAAGACACAAUACAGACACUAAAUGAGACCAAGGGGGAACCCAAGACUCAGCAGCCCCGAAGCCAGGCUGCCAUUGAGGAGGCUGCCCUACUGCGUGCCCUGCUGCGCUCACCACUGUUCAGCAUCCUCAGUGGGCCCCGCCUGCACAACCUCCGAGAGCUGCUCUGUGGGCUUUUCCCUAGCGCCAGCCAAGUGCUGGCAGAGCCCAUGACCCACAGGCUGCCGAAGCCACUAAUGGUGGAGGAACUGAGGCAGGUAGGCCUGCAUCCCAACCCUGACAUUUUGGGGUCCCUGGAACAGCUGAGCCAGGCCCUAUGCCAGGCCUCAGGCAUUUUGCUCCUGGGCCCUGCAGGCAGUGGCAAGACCAGUUGUUGGCACAGCUUAUUUAAGAUCCAGAAUCGGCUGGCAGCCAUGGAGGCCACCUCAACUCAUGGCUACCAGCCUGUGGAAAUUACCCACCUGUACCCCAGUGUCCUCAGCCCCCAGGAGUUCCUGGGAUGGCUAGAGGGCCCCUGCUGGCACCAUGGUGUCUUCCCCAGGGUACUUCAUGCCGCCAGUCAGUGUAACAGCAUGGGGCCAAACGGGCAGAAGGAAGAAUCAGUGGGGAUCCAGCACUGGAUAAUAUGUGAUGGGGCCUCUAACGCCACUUGGUUAGACUCCAUCACUUGCCUCCUGAGUGAGCUCCCCCAGCUGAGUCUCCCCAAUGGACAGCAGAUAGCACGACCUUCAGGUACCUUUUUCUUGAUGGAGGUGGCAGAUGCAACAGGCAUGUCUCCCAGAGUGGUGGGCUGUUGUGCCCUAGUCUGGUGUGGUGGGGAGCAGACUUGGCAGUGCAUGCUUAGUGUCCUGAUGGCAUCCCUGCCCCGUGAGUACCACCUCCAGCAACAGACCGUCACUGAGCUCAACCGCCUGGCUGAAGUUCUGGUGCCUGCCACGUUCCGAUUCCUCGCCCGCCAGGGUGCCAGCUCUGUGCUGCAGGUACAUGGGCAGCGGGCUGUUUGCCCAGGUGUGGCAGAAGUCACCAGCCUGGCCCGCAUCUUGCGUGCUCUGCUUGACCCCCACCUGCAUCUAGAGGAGAAGAAGGCACGUGGCCCAGAGGACCUCAGCUUUAGCGAUCCUGUGUCCCAAAACAUCAGGUCUUCAAAAAGCAGCUCUCUGAACCAGUCCCAGGCUGACAGCAAUGACGUAUCGAAUAAGCACAGGGAACACUUGCUGGCUGUCAGCAGUUUUCUCUUUGCCCUGAUCUGGGGCUUUGGAGCCCACCUUCCCUCCAGGCUCUGGCCCCUCUUUGAUACCUUCAUGAGGGGUUCCAUCAGGUGCCUCUCCAACUACCCUGAGCUACCAUCCUCAGCCUUGGUGUUUGAUCUACAUGUAAGCCCUGAAGAUGGGACACUGGCCCCCUUCACUGGGCAAUUCCUGAGCAACCACAUGAAAGGGACUCUGGGCACCUUCCACCCUUCUACUCAGACUGAACGGCUCUUUUAUGUGGUGGACCUGCUUCUGUCAGCGGGACAGCCAGUGCUGCUGGCUGGAGAGGCAGCAACAGGGAAGUCAACCUUUGUGAAGGUGCUAGUGGAGCCAAGUCACCCUUACAUACACAGCGCCAUCCACCCUGCCUUCAGCUCCACCCACCUCCGUCUACUGCUGAGUAGAGGGGUCCAGGGCCAAGCCCAAGCCAGCCUGUGGUCUGGGGAUCACCAGGAUUCUAAAGGCUCCCUUCUCUUCCUGCUGGAGGAUCUGCACCUGGCCACUUCUGAUCCAGAGAAGAGCUGCCAGCCAGUGUUGGAGACUCUGCGCCAGGCCAUAGACGGCACUGUGUAUGCCCACAGCACCUUGGAACUGCAGACGCUGCAGCCUAUAGUCAACUUCCUUGCCACUGCCACAGUGCCAGGCUACUGUGAGCGUCCGCUGUGCCCACGCCUCUUUCGACUCUUCACAGUGCUGGCCCUGGAAAGCAUGACCCAGGCCACCCUGCUGAGCAGGCAUGUGCCUGGUAUCCGGACCUGGCUUGAGCACUUCCCUUCUGUGGAGCGCGAGAGUGUUCUGGCAACAGCCCUGGUCCGGGCCUCAGUGGAGGCCUGGGAGGCUGUGUGCAACUGCUUCAUGCCUUCACCCCUCUGCCCACACUACUGCUUUUCCCUGCACUCUGUGAGCCAGCUAUUGGGCAGCCUGCAGCUGCUGCCCACCAGAGUAGGCUCCCGAGGUUUUAUGGACUGUCCCAACCACCAGGAGCACUUGCGCCGGGUGUCAGGCUUGCGGGGCACUCGCCUGACCAUUAUGGUGACCGUGCGCAACAUCGUGCGUCUUUGGUUGCAUGAGGCACAGAGAACAUUUUGUGACCGGCUAGACAGCCCUAAGGAACGCUCGUACUGUGCCAGCCUGCUCUUAGAAGUAGCUCAGAGUGUCUUCUGCUGUGGGCCGGGGCCCCAACACCUGGGUAAGGACCUUGAGGAGGAUGAAGAAGAGGAGAAGGUACCUGAAGUGGAAUCUGAAGGGGAGCUGGCCCAGUGGGAGGACUCAAGCAAUAGCAACAGUGAGACAGAGGAGGAAGAGGACCUUUAUGGCCUUCAGAUCUUCAGAAGCUUAUAUCCCACUGAUCCAAGUCGAGCACCAUCCAUAAAGCCAGUAAGCAGGGAGACCAAAGAAAGCAUCAGUCACAAGAUAAGGCAGAGGGAAGACACAAGGGCUUCCAGCUAUCAGCUCCAAGGAAAGAAAUCAUCCAAGUCUUGGUGGCAUAAGGCACCCCAGAUGGACCAGAUCUCACCGCUGUUGCUACCAGUUUUACUACUCCGUCCCCAGGAAAAGCCCUCAGAUCUGGUCUUCAGUCUGGAGCUGAUACUGGGGUCUAACUCUGAGAGCCCCAACUUGUACCUGGAACGACAGUGGGAGAGCCUAGAGGAGCAGCUGGCCACCUCAGCUUCUCAGCUGAAGCUGAGCCCCGACCUUGCCCGAUGCCACUCCAUGGCCCAGCAUGUGGCCCGCCUGGUCCGGGUGCUGGCCAGGCCCCGGCAACAUGGCCUACUGCUCUCAGAGGCUCUGGGUACUGGGCGCCAUACUGCUAUCACUCUGGCUUCUGGCAUUUGUCAGGCCCGCCUCUUCCAUCUGCCCUCUGGGUCAGAGGAGGCCAUUAUCCAGUGCCUACGAGAUGCCUGCUGGCAUGCUGGCAUGUUAGGCCAACCAGUGGCCCUGCUGGUACCCAAGCACGUGGAUCUUAUAACCCUUCAUCGCCUGUUGGCCCUGGCAACCUCAGGCAGUUUCCCUGAUCAGUACACAGAGGCAGACCUGGGCAACAUUGAAGAACACCUCCCCAGGGAGAACACUGGUGCCAAACAGAACAUCAGAAAGGAAAUGGUGUUGCAGAGGUUCUACCAGCAAGUGUGCAGCCACCUGCACAUGUUCUUCCUGAUUGAAGAACAGGCCCACAAGCAGAGGCCCUCCACCCUUUUUCUGAGGCUCCUUCAACUGGCCACUGCCAACAUUGACCACUAUGAACCCUGGGAGGAAGCUGCCCUGGUCAAGAUGGCCCAGCACCACCUGGAGAAUGCUCAGAGUCUACCCCUUGAUGACGGUUCCUGGAAGUGCCCAGACCUCCAGGCUUCAAUUCCCAGUGUGGCCAAAGCCAUGGCUCGUAUCCACCUUUCGGCUGCCUACUACCACGAGCAACUGUGCCCUGUAUUGCCACUAGUCACCCCCAAGACCUUCCUAGACUUUCUGGACACCUUCCUAAUGUUGCAACAACAGAUGAUUCUGCAGAUGAAGAACAAGACUCAGCGGAUCCAGAAUGCUAUGGAGAAUCUGAGAAUGCUGACUGAGGAGCACAAUGCCCAUGCCAACCUGGUCUUAAGCUUGGAACAGAAGCUGAAAGACUCCUGCAAGAACCUCAGCAUGUUUCAGCAGCAGCUAGAGCAAAGCAAGCUCCAGCACAGGCGGCAGCUGACAGAGUGUCGGCAUCAGGAGAACCUCAUUCAGAACCUGGCUAAGCAGCGAGAUGCCCUGCAGGAUCAGCAUGAGGCAUUCCUGGAACAGAUGGGCAAAGCAUUUCUGGGGCCUCUGAGCCAGCUGCAAGUAGCUGACUUUGAGGAGAUACGGAGCUAUCGAGCACCACCAGAAUCUGUGGUCCAGGUGACUGAUGCACUGUGUGACCUCUUCCACCGUGAAACAGGCUGGGCCAGUGCUAAGCAGCUGUUAUGCACUGAGGAUUUUUAUCAGGAGCUGGUGUUCUUCCCCAAGGAGAAGAUGACAGACUCAGAGCUGACGAAGUUGCACCUAGCUUUGAAGGCUCCAGGUAUGAGCAAUGCAGCCCUGCAGGCAGUAAGCGCAUCUGCAGCAAGCCUGGUGACCUGGCUCUGGGCCGUUCUGCAUUACGGGCUGGCGCAGCGCCGGGGGCUGCCUACUGGCCUGCUGCUGCAGCAAGUGGAGGCAACACUGGCUCGGGAGCAGGCUCGCCUGGGCCACUACCAGUUUCAGGUCCAGGAGCUCCUGGAGCAGAUGUUGGCCCUGGCUAAGAAGGUGGAGGAUGCCCAAGCUUCCUAUAACUCUGCAGUGGAGGCCCUCAAUGGGGCACUGUGUGGCCACUAUCACAAAUGGCCCAUACAGGCUACAUUGCUCACGCCCAUGCACUCCUGGACUACACAGCUCCAGAAGUUGAAGGAGUACUGCAUUACUGUGUUUGGAGAUGCCCUCCUACGUUCAGCUGCCAUCAUCUACCUGGGUCCCUUCCCACCAGUGCGGCGCCAAGAGCUCCUGGACAAGUGGCUGGCUCUGUGUAGGGGCUUUCAGGAGGCCCUGGGCCCGGAUGAUGUGGCACAGGCACUGAAGCAGAAGCAAAAAUCUGUCAGCAUGCCGCCAAAGAAGCCCCUGCUGCCCACACGCUCUCCCUUUAGUAUUCUGUCCUUGAUGAGCUCUGAGUCCGAACAGCGCCAGUGGGACCGAGACCUGAAGCCCCAGGCAAAGUCAGCCCGCCUGGCAGGCCUGCUUCUGCGAAGCACCACCCACUACAGCAGGUGCCGUUGGCCUUUGCUGCUUGACCCCGGCAACCAGGCCCUCGUGUGGCUGAACCCACUGGCUCUAGAAGAGAACAGCUGCGUGGUGCCAGUGGGUAGAGGGAAGGGCCUCACAAGAAACCAAAACAGAGAGAGUAAAGAGGAGGACGGGAAAGAGGAAGAAGAUGACAGUGAAGAGAGUCAUAAGGCUAAGGACCAGACAAAAGAGCAGAAGGCAGAAGAAAGGGAAAACAAGGAGGAGGAGAACGUGCAAAAGCAAGAGCAAGAGGAGAAAAAAGAGCGAGAAGAGAAAGAGGAGACAGAGAGCCAGGGGUCAAAGCCAGCCUCUGAGACUCAGUCUCCACCUCUUCCCUGCCUUAGUGUGCUCUCAGGCGCCGACCUGGAGCUGGGUCCUCAGCUCUGGAGGGCAGCUGCUCGUGGCCUGCCCGUGCUACUGACCAACGUGGAGCUGGGCCUAGAGUGCCAAGAACUGCAAUGGUUGCUGCAGCGGGAGCAGCUGAGUCCACCCAAGGUGCAGCCUGGCUUCCAUCUCUAUCUGAGCACCACUCUGCCCCUCCAUGCCUUGGAAAAAGUGCUAGGUUGUGAACUGCUGAAGGCGCUGAAUGUGCUGUAUCUGGGCCUGAACAUGGAAAUAUUAGAAGAACAGAUGCUGCAUGAAAUAUUGUGCAGAGAGCGUCCUGAGCUUGAGACCCGCUGGCAGGACCUAAAGAUCAGAGCCCUGGAUGCUUGUGAAGCCAUGGAGGCUGCUGAGGAGCAGCUGCUGAUGAGGCUGCUGCUCCAGAAUCCGAAGUGUCAGAAACCAGCUAAGUUUCUGCGGAACAUGGUGAGGGCCCAGGCAGAGCUCUGUCAGCUGCGUGCUCAUUGCGAAGAGGUAGAAGAGCAGAAGCUACGGGAGAUGGUAUUAUGGGCACCUUAUCGGCAUGUGGCUUGGCAUGGAAUGGCCAUUGUAAAGGCCCUAAGCCACCUGCAGAAUUUGCUACCACUUUUCCGUAUGAGCCCAGAGAACUGGCUGGCAGCCACCAAGCAGGCUCUGGACGGGAUGAAGCCAUGUGAGAUUCAUCAUGGCGAGGACCUGGCCAGCCAUCUGCUGCAGCUGAGAACACACCUGACCCGCCAGCUGCUGGGCAGUGCCGUGGCCACACUGGGCCUGACACAACUACCCUUGGUGGGUGCCUUGGCUGCUUUGGCUUUGGUGCGAGUGACAAGGAAGGCAUCAGAGCUAGAGAGGUUGGCACUCUGGCCUGGAUUGGCAGCCUCUCCCAGCACGAGUCACAGCAAGGAAGUCCCGAGGGUGGCUCGACCUGCCUGGGUAGGGCCAAGAGCUUGGCAUGAAUGUCAGUUGUUAGAGCUGCUUCCCCCAUUUGUUGGGCUGUGUGCAUCCCUGGCAGGCCACUCCAGUGUUUGGCAGGCUUAUCUGUCACUGUCAUCCACAGUGCUGGGUCCUGCACCUGGGCCUGGUUCUGAGCCACUCAGCCUCCUCCAGAAGCUGAUCCUGUGGCGUGUGCUGCGACCUGAGUGCCUGGCAGCUGCCCUGGCAGACUUCACCACCAGCCUCCUGGGCCGGCCCCUGGAUGAAAACUUGGGUGCCCCCACCAUGCCGUUUAAACAUAGUCAGGCCACUCAGCCCAUGCUGAUCUUGUUGCCACCGCCUGGUCACCCCACAGCCACUUCGCAUCCCUUGACUGUCAUCCAGAAACUGGCUGCCAAGCAUGAGCAGGGGCAGAAGCAUCUGCAGGUGAUAGCCCUGGGCUCUGAAGCCUGGGACCCGGUCUCAGUUGUGGUCAGCACUCUAUGCCAGGCCAUGAACAAGGGGCACUGGCUGGUGCUGGAUAACUGUCAUCUGAUGUCUCACUGGCCAAAAGAGCUGCUACAGCCCUUGCUGGGACUGUUGGAUGGAGCCAAGGUGGUCUCGGACGCGGAAUUGGAACUGCUUUUAGCCCAACCUCAAAGCAGGAAUGUGGCCACAGUCCACAGAGAUUUUCGUCUUUGGCUUAUUGUGUCUGCAGAGUCUACUGCUUCCUUGCCAGCUGUGCUGACUCAGCACUCCAUGCCUGUCUUCUGGGACCAGUCCCUGGAGCUGGGCCACGUUUUGAUUGACAGCGUGGAGCUAGCCCAGCAAGGACUCUACAUGCAACCCCCAACCCAGACACUGCCUCUGCUCCUCCUACAUGGCCUUCUGCUACACCGGCAGCUCUACAGAAUGAGGCUGCAGGCACACAGGGGCCGCUGGAGUCAAGUGACCCUAACCCAGGUCCUUAAGAUCCAAGAUCAGCUGUGGGCCAGUGUCAGCAAUCCCAGUGCUGCCAUGCAGGAGCUGGCUGCUUCAGUUUUCUAUGGGGGUCCUGUGGGGGACACCCAGGACAGGAAAGCCCUGAUUAGCCUCACACAAGCCUGCCUGAGUCCCAGAAGCAGGAGUUGGGUCCAACCACACACACCGCAGUAUCUGCUGGCCACACUGAUGCCCAGCCCAGAGCUAGGGGAGCUGGAUGCAAUGGCAGAGUGCAAGGCCCAGAUACACCUACUGCCCACACCAUCUGAACCCCGGAUCUGUGGACUGAGUGAGGGCCCCCAGGUCUGGUUGUUGCGACGCAAGAGUCGCGCUCUCCUGAGAGCUCUGCGGCUGAGUGCACCGACAUGGGUUCCCGCGGCUAGCGGAAGCACCCGGCGCGCAGAAAGGCGACUGCGGCAACGCCUCGUGCAAGCCACGCGGAGGCUGGAGUCACUGCAGGUACUGCUGACCGACACUGCUCACCAAGAGUUCAGCGCCCCGUGGGCAGUGCUGGGCCCGAAUGCGCGGCGGCCUCUCGAGGGCUUCCUGGAGGUCGAGGCGCUGGAACUGAGCCAGUUGGCUGCCAUGAUACAACGGGACCUCAACUGCCUGUUGCAGCAGCUGAAGGGCGCACCCCCGUGCGCCUCCCAGCGUUGUGCCUCAGUGGCCCGCGCUCUGUGGACUGGCCGCCUACCGCAGCCUUGGCAAGCUCAUGCGCCCGCCGGUCCGCAGCCGCCCUGGCACUGGCUGCGGCAGCUGUCGCGUCGUGGGCAGCUGUUGGUUCGCUAUUUGGGCGUGGGCUCGGACACCGAUGUCCCAGAGCGCGUCUUCCACCUGUCCGCCUUUCGCCACCCGCGCCGCCUGCUGCUGGCACUGCGCUGGGAGGCUGCCCUUAACCAGAAUGUGUCCAGCUCGAAUUUUCCUGGUAGCCAAGGCUCCAGUUUCAGUCAGGUCCCGCAUAAACGUCAAGAGUUAAACAGCAGCCCUCUGCACCUCCAGGUGGAGAAUGGCCCAAACCCCUCGGUUCCAGAAAGGGGGCUGCUGCUGAUCGGGCUACAGCUCCUACACGCCGAGUGGGACCCCAUAGCUGGGGCCUUGCAAGACAGUCAUUCCAGCCAGCCCAGCCCUCUGCCUCCAGUCAGCGUCAGGACACAGGCCUCGGACGCCACAGACCUUCCACGCCCAGCCGGCCUGACUGUGUACUCCUGUCCUGUGUACAUGGCAGGGCCCCUUGGCACCACGAGACUGCAGAGCAGGAACAUCCUGAUGCACCUGCCCCUACCCACAAAGCUCAGCCCUGCCACCUGUGUCCAACGGAGAGUCCAUGUGUGCAGCCCACCCCUGCCCUGAGCCUCUCUACCAAAAUAAAGUUGUAGUUAUUCCAUGAAA